This is a messenger RNA of Owenia fusiformis, 456 nucleotides long. Lineage: Eukaryota; Metazoa; Annelida; Polychaeta; Sabellida; Oweniidae. The record is from the annotation of a GenBank genome assembly.
CAAAGAACUUGGAGGAGGCCAUCACCAGUGGACUUGACUGUGAAGCACUACUACAGAGGAAAUGUAAACCGAAAGUCAAUCUGAGAGUUGCCCAACAGAGUGACCCCAACCCUGACUUUAACAGCAGGCAAUUACAAGAUACAAUCAGAAACGUUGAUCAGUUGAUGAAAGAUGUACAGGCAAUAAGAAACCAAAAUCAACCUGGCCAAGGAAAUCAAAGGCCCAGAUCACGUAAUUGGCAACCACCCCAAAGUAGGCCUCUUAUCUGCUUCACAUGCGGAAAUGAAGGACACAAAGCCAUUAAUUGUCGAAACUUCGUGCAACCAAUGAUCAGGCCAAGGGGGCCUCAACGAUUUAAUAACCAACAUUCGGGAAACGGGAUGUAGCUGAAUUAAUGGGUCGUAAUUCAGCCUCAAUUAAAGAAAGACCCCUUAAACCUAUUUUAGAGAAUGCGGG